CGUGUUGGACGGCGCCGGCGACGCGAGCUCUCGACCGCGGCGCUCGGCAGCAUGGCCGACUGGGACGACGUGAAAGAGUCGGACUAUGGCUACAUCCACCGCGUGUCCGGCCCGCUCGUCAUCGCUGAAAAAAUGAGCGGCGCGGCCAUGUACGAGCUCGUGCGCGUGGGCUACAUGAAGCUGGUCGGGGAGAUCAUCAAGCUCGAGGGCGACACGGCGUCGCUCCAGGUCUACGAGGACACGAGUGGCCUCUGCGUCGGCGACCCCGUGCUGCGGACGCGGAAGCCCCUGAGCGUGGGCCUGGGCCCGGGCAUCAUGGGCGAGAUCUUCGACGGCAUCCAGCGGCCCCUGGAGACCAUCGGGUCGAAGACGGGCGACGUCUUCAUCCCGCGCGGCGUCGACGUGCCGCCGCUCAACGAGAGCAAGCUCUGGGAGUUCACGCCGUCCAAGGCCUUCCGCGAGGGGAGCCUCAUCACGGGCGGCGACAUCUUCGGCUCCGUCUACGAGAACGAGCUCGUCACGUCCCACAAGAUCAUGUGCCCGCCGAACGUCUACGGCAAGGUCGUCAAGGUCUACGGCGACAGCGCCGACGGCAAGGAUUCCUACAGUAUCAGCGACACGGUGCUCGAGGUCUACAACGAGCACACGCACCAGACCCACGAGCUGAAGUUGGCCCACUUCUGGCCCGUGCGCCGCGCGCGGCCCAUCGUGCAGAAGAUGCCGGGCAACCAGGCCCUGACGACGGGCCUCCGCGUCGUCGACGCGAUCUUCCCGUCGGUGCUCGGCGGCACGUGCGCGGUGCCCGGCGCCUUCGGCUGCGGCAAGACGGUCAUCUCCCAGUCCAUCUCCAAGUUCUCCAACAGCGACGCGGUCAUCUACGUCGGCUGCGGCGAGCGGGGCAACGAGAUGGCGGAGGUGCUGUGCGACUUCCCGGAGCUCACGACGACGAUCGACGGCAAGGAGGUGGGCAUCAUGAAGCGCACGGCCCUGGUCGCGAACACGUCGAACAUGCCCGUGGCCGCGCGCGAGGCGUCGAUCUACACGGGCAUCACGCUAGCCGAGUACUUCCGCGACAUGGGCAUGAACGUGUCGAUGAUGGCCGACUCGACGAGCCGCUGGGCCGAGGCGCUGCGCGAGAUCUCGGGGCGCCUCGGCGAGAUGCCCGCGGACUCGGGCUACCCCGCGUACCUCGGCGCGCGCCUGGCCGCGUUCUACGAGCGCGCGGGCCGCGCGGAGUGCCUCGGGUCGCCGCGCCGCGAGGGCACGGUGACGGUCAUCGGCGCCGUGUCGCCGCCGGGCGGCGACUUCAGCGACCCCGUGACCGCGGCGACGCUGUCCAUCGUCCAGGUCUUCUGGGGUCUGGACAAGAAGCUCGCCCAGCGCAAGCACUUCCCGUCGCUCAACUGGCUCAUCUCCUACACCAAGUACAUGCGCGUUUUGGAGCCCUUCUUCAACGACUUCGACGCGUCCUACGGCGCGACGCGGAACCGCGCGCGCGAGAUCCUCCAGCAGGAGGACUCGCUCUCCGAGAUCGUCCAGCUCGUCGGCAAGGAGUCGCUCUCGGAGGACCAGAAGGUCGUCAUGGAGGUCGCGAAGAUCAUCCGCGAGGACUUUCUCCAGCAGAACGCCUUCACGGACUACGACUUCACGUGCCCGCUGACGAAAUCCGUGGGCAUGCUCAAGUGCAUCAUCGCCUUCUACGACCACUGCCAGAAGGCCAUCGCCGACUCGCCGCCCGACGCCAAGGUCACCUGGGCCAUGAUCAAGACCGCCCAGGCGGCCAUCAUCCAGAAGGUCGUCGACACGAAGUUCGUCGACCCCAAGGACCCCGACGACAAGAUCUCCGCCUUCUACGACGCCCUCGUCGCGGAGAUCGACUCCGCGUUCCAGACCAUGCUCGACGUCUAGGGUCGGGCCCUUUGGGCCGCGCUACGGCCGGCCGCGGCCCCGCCUUCCGGUAAACAGUGCACUACG
Molecule: messenger RNA, 1974 nt
Organism: Aureococcus anophagefferens
Lineage: Eukaryota; Pelagophyceae; Pelagomonadales; Pelagomonadaceae
Exons: 2
Coding region: 52-1908 (618 amino acids)
Biological process (GO): ATP metabolic process; proton transmembrane transport
Cellular component (GO): proton-transporting V-type ATPase, V1 domain
Molecular function (GO): proton-transporting ATPase activity, rotational mechanism; ATP hydrolysis activity; ATP binding
Source: RefSeq, a predicted model, not a curated record